Vidua macroura (Pin-tailed whydah) is the source of this 1010-nucleotide messenger RNA. RefSeq names its product KDEL endoplasmic reticulum protein retention receptor 2 (gene KDELR2). The coding region runs from base 96 to 734 and encodes 212 amino acids. Gene Ontology annotation, biological process: endoplasmic reticulum to Golgi vesicle-mediated transport; protein retention in ER lumen. Gene Ontology annotation, cellular component: endoplasmic reticulum; membrane; cis-Golgi network. The record is from RefSeq and is a predicted model, not a curated record. The transcript has 5 exons. Gene Ontology annotation, molecular function: ER lumen protein retrieval receptor activity. NCBI's taxonomy places the organism in Eukaryota, Metazoa, Chordata, Aves, Passeriformes, Viduidae.
CUGGCCACGUCCCCGGGCCACGUCGCUCGGUGCCCGCUGAGCUUGCGCCAUCUUCGCUCCCCGGCUCCGGCUGCGCCGCCGCCUCUGCCGCCGCCAUGAACAUCUUCCGCCUCACCGGGGACCUGUCCCACCUGGCGGCCAUCAUCAUCCUGCUGCUCAAGAUCUGGAAGAGCCGCUCCUGCGCGGGUAUUUCUGGGAAAAGCCAGCUUCUGUUUGCACUGGUCUUCACUACCCGUUACCUGGACCUCUUCACUUCAUUCAUUUCAUUGUAUAACACAUCUAUGAAGCUUAUCUACAUCGCUUGCUCGUACGCCACCGUGUACCUGAUCUACAUGAAGUUCAAGGCCACCUAUGAUGGAAACCAUGACACCUUCCGAGUGGAGUUCCUGAUAGUUCCUGUUGGUGGGCUCUCUUUUCUUGUCAAUCAUGACUUCUCUCCACUGGAGAUACUGUGGACCUUCUCCAUCUACCUUGAAUCGGUUGCUAUUCUCCCUCAACUUUUCAUGAUCAGCAAAACUGGGGAAGCAGAGACCAUCACUACUCACUAUCUUUUCUUCCUGGGUCUGUACCGUGCCUUGUACUUAGUCAACUGGAUUUGGCGCUACUACUUUGAGGGAUUUUUUGACCUCAUAGCUGUUGUUGCUGGUGUGGUCCAGACCGUUCUGUACUGUGACUUCUUCUAUUUGUAUGUUACAAAAGUUCUCAAGGGAAAGAAGCUCAGUUUGCCAGCGUAAGUGCCAAAACAUCACCAGCAUCUGUCCUGUUGGAUGCUUGGACAGAACAAUCCUUAUCACAAGCAAAGGUGAAGAUGCUUGAGACAGAAAGUCAGAAACACAGCUCUUUAUAGUGCAGGUAGUCAUCAGCGGCUCUGUAAGAACGGAGGAAAAACAACCAGCAGAUUUCUGUUUGAUGCAUCUUGCCUUUAUCUUUUUUAUUACUAUGUAUAAAGAUUUUUUACAUAAAGAAACUUAUACUGUAUUAAUAAAUUCAGUGUAUGGUUUCAAUUGGAA